Messenger RNA from Vigna umbellata (rice bean), 1305 nucleotides. The record is from RefSeq and is a predicted model, not a curated record. Lineage: Eukaryota; Viridiplantae; Streptophyta; Magnoliopsida; Fabales; Fabaceae.
AUGCAUGAGCCUAAAUCUCUCUCAACUCCAAUGGUGUCUUCUCUACAACUUACCCAAGAUGGUUCAACAUCUUUUGAAGACCUACUUUAUAUAGAUCAAUCGUUGGUGCCCUCCAAUAUGUCACUAUUACAAGACUUAAAAUGUCCUUCUGAUAGGUUUCUUUGUGAUAAGAAACCCAAAACAAAGCUCAGUGGAAACGAUCAGCUACUACCUAGUCAGCACGAAGGUGAAAGACUACUCAAGUUACUGCCUAAAUCUAAAUGCGAGCUUCGUAAAUUUGAUGGCUGUGGCCAUUUCCUAUUCUUGGAAGGAAGCAUUGACCUGGCAACUGUAAUAAAGGGAACUUCAUACUACCGCCGUGGCAAACAUCACGAUUAUUUAUCUGAUUUUAUUCUCCCAACGCCUGAUGAGGUGAGAAAAGUAAUAGAAUCAUUCAGUUUGUAUAACCUUGUGGCAACUGUGAUGCUCUCAACAUUGGAGGAUGGGACGGUUGUAAAAGGCCUUGCUGGAAUUCCUUCAGAGGGACCUGUUUUGUUCGUUGGCGACCACAUGCUGCUGGGAUCAGACGCAAUUCCCCUGUGGUGCAGACUUUUUUCUGAAAGAAAUAUCAUUGUUAGAGCGAUGGCACAUCCCUUGUUUUUUGUCAGAUCUAAGACAGGAAAAUUGCUAGACAUAUCUUAUUUUGACAAUCUCAGAAUCAUGGGUGCUGUCCCUGUAGGACCUACUAACCUCUUCAAGCUUUUCUCUUCCAAGUCUCAUGUCCUGUUAUAUCCUGGAGGAAUACGCGAGGCUCUUCAUAGGAAGGAUGAAGAGUACAAAUUGUUCUGGCCUGAACAAUCCGAGUUUGUAAGGAUGGCAGCAAGAUUUGGAGCCAAAAUUGUUCCUUUUGGUGUAGUUGGAGAAGAUGACGUUGGUCAAGUAGUUUUUGAUUAUGAUGACUUGGUGAAGAUUCCUUACUUUAGGUCUGAAAUAGAAAGCCUCACAGAAGAGGUUCCACAAUUGAGGAGUGGUUUUCGUGGUGAGGUGGGAAAUCAACAAGUGCAUUUGCCUUUGAUUUUGCCUAAAGUUCCAGGCCGAUUCUACUAUUAUUUUGGAAAACCAUUGGAAACGAAAGGAAGGGAACAAGAACUCCAAAAGAAGGAGAAUUCUCAAGAGUUUUAUUUACAAGUGAAGUCUGAGGUUGAGAGAUGCAUUGCUUACUUAAAGGAAAAAAGGGACAUGGACCCCUACAGAGGCCUAGGGCAUCGACUAUUAUACCAGGCCACUAAUGGUUUUCAAUCUGAAAUUCCAACAUUUGAAAUUUGA